This is a messenger RNA of Sarcophilus harrisii (Tasmanian devil), 7001 nucleotides long. It is a transcript of the gene ARSB, whose product is annotated as arylsulfatase B. NCBI's taxonomy places the organism in Eukaryota, Metazoa, Chordata, Mammalia, Dasyuromorphia, Dasyuridae. The transcript is spliced from 8 exons. The record is from RefSeq and is a predicted model, not a curated record. The coding region runs from base 49 to 1650 and encodes 533 amino acids.
CCGAGAGCACCCGAGCAGCCUCAGUCCGGAGAGGCCCUUGGAUCGGGGAUGAUGGAACCAGGUAGCUCGGCCAGCGCGCGCAAGGGCGGCCAGAAGCCGUUCCUCUCCUUCCUUUUCCUCCACCAGCUGCUGCUCCAGAUGUUGCAGCUGCCGAGCUCCUGCGCCUGGACCACAAGGCAGCCCCACAUUGUCUUCGUGCUCGCUGACGACCUGGGCUGGAACGACGUGGGCUACCACGACUCCAACAUCUUUACCCCGCACUUGGACGCUCUGGCGGCCGGCGGGGUCCGGCUGGAAAACUACUACACACAGCCCCUGUGCACGCCGUCCCGGAGCCAGCUCCUGACAGGCCGCUACCAGAUCCAUACAGGUUUACAGCAUCAGAUAAUCUGGCCCUGCCAACCCAGUUGCUUACCCCUCGAUGAAAAGCUGCUGCCCGAACUUCUCCAGGAGGCUGGCUACGUCACCCACAUGGUUGGAAAGUGGCAUCUGGGCAUGUUCCGAAAAGAAUGUCUUCCAACACGCAGGGGAUUCGAUACCUUCUUUGGGUAUCUCUUAGGUAGUGAAGAUUACUACUCCCAUAAACACUGUGUACACAUUGAUGCCCUGAAUGUCACCCGGUGCGCUCUUGAUUUUAGAGAUGGAGAAGAUGUUGCAGAAGGAUACAACAAUACAUAUUCAACAAAUAUAUUUACAGAAAAGGCUAUAGACCUUAUUGCUAAACAUCCAGCUCAAAAGCCUCUGUUUCUCUACCUCGCCCUACAGUCUGUCCAUGAGCCCCUUCAGGUCCCUGAGGAAUAUCAGCAGCUAUAUGACUUUAUCCAAGACAAGAAGAGGCGUUCUUAUGCAGGAAUGGUGACCCUUAUGGAUGAAGCUGUGGGAAAUGUCACAAGAGCUCUGAACAAGUAUGGGCUCUGGAAUGACACAGUAUUCAUCUUCUCCACAGACAAUGGUGGACAGACUUUGGCAGGGGGCAACAACUGGCCACUCAGAGGAAGAAAAUGGACACUGUGGGAAGGUGGAAUUCGAGGUGUGGGCUUUGUAGCCAGCCCCUUACUGAAACAGACAGGAGUGCAAAGCAGGGAACUCAUCCACAUUUCUGACUGGCUGCCUACUCUAGUCAACCUUGCUGGCGGACAUACAAAUAGCACAAAGCCACUUGAUGGCUUUGAUGUGUGGAAGACUAUCAGUGAAGGAAACCCUUCCCCCCGAAUGGAGUUGCUGCAUAACAUCGACCCGGGCUUUGUAGACAUAUCGCCAUGUCCAGAAAGCACUAGGCCUCCCUCCAAGAGUGAUUCCUUUUCUACAACACAUUCUACCUUCAAUGUUUCUAUCCAUGCAGCAAUUCGAUAUGGAAACUGGAAACUACUGACUGGCUACCCAGGCUGUGAUUAUUGGUUUCCACCUCCAUCAUUAUCCAAUAUCACAAAGCAACCAUCACCUGACUCACCAAACAAAAACCUCUGGCUUUUUGAUAUACAACAAGACCCUGAAGAGAGAUAUGACCUAUCCAGUAAACAUCCUAGUAUCGUUAAGAAGCUUCUGGACCGGCUCCAAUAUUACCAGAAGAGCUCUGUACCAGUAUUCUAUCCUGACGAAGAUCCCCACUGUGAUCCCAAAGCAACUGGAGUUUGGGGACCAUGGAUGUAGCAUGCUAAUCAGCUCUCAGACUGGAAGAUUGCCUCUCAGAUUGAGGUUGCAGCCUCAGGAGUCCAGAGUCAUGUGAUUUUCAUCCCAUUUGUUCUGUCCUAAUUCAAGGAGUUUCAUUGACCCUUCUCAGUUCUUAAAUAUAAUGUGGGGUCCCUGAUUCCAACCUCAAGUGCAUCUAAGAAACAGAUAUAUUAAGGAAUAUAAACUCUUGCAUUUCUUUGACUGGGAGAGAUUAUAAAAGCAAGGGUUCAUUCCCUCUUUCCUGAGCUUCAGGACAAUUAAGAAACUUUACUUCAGAUAAGAAGUUCUAAUUGAGUCCCUCAGUCAGGGAUCAGUCUGCUAAAUUCACCCAGCAAGUCAGAUGCUAGAUUUUGCUUUUGCCAAAAGCUAGAUUUUAUUGCAGAGUGACUCACAUUUCAUGCAAUAAAUGAAAGGAGCAGAUAAUUGUUCACAGAUAACAUUGGCAAAAAUCUAUCUCUCAGUUUCUCUCUCUCCCUUUCCCUCCCCUAAUUCUUUUCUCUUGUUUUCCCUCCUCAACCCUAAUUUGCUAUUUUCUCCUCCUCCUUCCUUUCUUUCCCUCCAUGCCUUUCUCUUUCUCUCCUACCCUUCUCAUAGUGUCUAGCAGUUUCCACCAAAAUACUUUUUUUUAUCUUUCUCCCCUACCCAUCUUAUGCUGUAAGAACACUGUCUAUUAAUUGUGAUAACUCAUUGCAUUAUUUAUAUAUGAGCUAUAAGUGGAUCAUAGCCCGUUUCUCUGAUUCUUUUGGGGUGGAUGAUUUUCCCAAUCCUUGCUUAUUCUUCUAGGAUUUCUUGCUACUUCAUAUGGAUCCUUCUUCCUACCCAUAAUUUCCUUAUCUUUAAAUUGGAGGGUUAUAUAGCCUCUAAACUGUUAAAUCUAUAAUCCUAUCUAUCUAUCCAUUAACAGGGUGGUAGGAGUUCUCCUUUUGGAUAGACUGUUACCCUGUAUCCUAAACAGCAGAAAGAUUUUUUUUCAGUAGUGUAUUACUUUUCCAAAUACAGAUAGUUUUCAAUAUUCAUUUUUGUAAGAUUUUGUUUUCCAAAUUUUUCUCCCUCAUCCCCUUAUGUCUUCCCUCCCCAAGACAGUAAGCAAUCAGAUAUAGAUUAAAUAUGUACAAUUCUUUUAAACAUAUUUCCAUAUUUGUCAUAUUGUGCAAAAAAAAAAAAAACCAGACCAAAAGGGAAAAAAAAUAAGAAAAAAAUAAACAAAAAGGUGAAAAUACUACACUUUAAUCCACAUUCUCCAUAUUUUUUUCUGGAUCUGAUUGACAUUUCCAUCCUAAAUUUUUUGGAAUUGCCUUGAAUCUUCACAUUGCUGAGAAGAGCCAAGUCCAUCACAACUGAUCAUCACAUAAUCUUGUUACUGUGUACAAUGUUUUCUGGUUCCAGCAGAAAGAUUUUCAAGCAGUGCUAAUCACUUUAUCCCUUUCCCCACCAUGAUCAUAUUUCUGUGGCAUGAAACACAGUAUUAUUGAAUUUUACUGACACUACCACCUGUAGUCCCAGACAGUGGACAAGCUUGGCUCUGGAUUGUUUUUAUUUAGCUCCAUUUUUGUCAUAAACAGAAAGGGUUUAAAACAAUAAUGACCACUUUCCAACUGGGUCAUCGACUUAAUAAGUUUUUCUAAGUCAGCUCCCUAUGGAUACAAACUAGAUUCUAGCACCCAUUAUUGUUGAGGUUCAUAUUCUGGUAAGGGUGGCCAUACUAGCACUUGAGAAUUGGUUCCAGUUCCAGAAAUACAAGGGAUCUGGGAGCUGGGAGCUGGGAUUAUGGAGAUGGCUGAUUUCAGAAAGCCCUGGUCAGUGCUGAUGGCCAAGGCUUGGAUAAACCAAAGGAAUGGUGAAUCUACAUGCUUCUCUAAUCUCAUGCUUGUAACCAGAGUCUAUGAGUGAGAAAGGAAAGGAAGCAUCAUACUUCAACAUUUAACUGCUGUUCUGCCUGCCUGGGUCACUGUGGUUGCAUUUUCAAGGCCCAGAAACAUCUUCAGAAAACAUUUCUAACUUUUUCUUGACAUUUCUUUAACGAAUGAAGAUGAUGUGAGGUCAACAGCCUAAAUUUAAAAUCAAAAACUUGAUGAAAAUGACCUACAUGCUCAGAGGAUGCUUUUCCAGGGUUGAAGCUGUUACUUAAAUUUCAAUGAAGUAUCUCAUCGUUCAAUAGCCAGGUUAUUAUGUCCCUCCUACAAGUUUAAAAAGGUAGGGGAGAUAAAGAUGGAAAAUCUCAAUGUCUUCCUCCUUGCCAAGUUCUUAUUACUCACCAACUUAUUGCUACCCUCCUAUCAGGAAGGUAAGAGAUUUAUACUGAGGAACAAGAAGGCAAUAGCUGCUACCAAGAACCCCAAGAAGAGUACCCACUCCUCUCCCACUCAGAGGUGCCUCUAGCACAGGCUUCUGAACAGGUAUCCGACUGGCCUGUUAUACUGUGCUUUAUGGGAAGAAUAGGAAGAAGUCUCAUCUUCUUUGUGGCAGUGUACCUCUAGGGAUUCUGGGGGUCUCAGUAUUUGUGUGUUCCAGGGGGAUGUCUGAUGUGUCAGGCUUUUCAAUGAAUGCUUUCAGGUCUCGAGCACAGAAUACAUCAAAAAACUGGGCAACAUAGUGUUAUGAGGUCCAUAUCAGAGAACUUCUUGACAACAGUUUCUGAGUUCUUCUCACUUCUCUCAUAUAUACCUAUAUCCUGACACACCCUUUGUCCACCAAGAAAAAAAGCCAUCCAUCACAUUUUUACCACUUUGUCUAUUUCUGCAGAAGGGAAUAGAAAUUGAAAUAUAAAAAAUUAAAUUUCAUGAAAACCACUGGAUAGCUUUAUAUUCAAGGCACUAUUUUCUGGUGAUAUUAAUGCUUAUUCUGUCAAAAUUCCCUGGAAGGAAAAGGAUUUAUAGCCCAUUACCAUCUUUCACCCCAGAUUGUGGGUUUUUUUAAACCUAGUUUCUUUAUUGCCAUUUAGAAUUUCAACGUCAUAAACAAAAAGAUAUUUAGGAGGAAAUGUGGUUUAUCUGGCAGAUGGUAAGUUUAUGUAAAUAAACUGGCUUAUGGUAUUUAGGUUAAGGCUAAGAAGGCCCAUUGGUGUUAGCUAGUGGCCUUUAGUUUCACCAGGUAGAAGUGUGCAAAUUUCCUUAAUAAAUAGAAGCAGAGAUAUCUCCCCAGAGUAGCUUUUAUAGGAAAAACCUCAUUUUUAAUCCCAUGGGACUCUGUCAUUUAUUAAUCAUGUAAUCAUAGAUAAAUCACUCUCAGUUUUUUCACUUUAAUUGAGAACAAUGACCCAACUUGCCUACCUCAAAGGAUUGUUGUAAGAAUUCAGUCAAUCAGCCAGUACAUUUAUGGAGUACCUAUUAUGUGCCAAGAACAAUGCUAGGUGCUGGGAAUAAAAAUAAAAAGAAUGAAACAGUUUCUAUUCUCAAGAAGCAUGCAUCCACUGGGAAGAGAACACACACACACACACACACACAUAUGUAACAUCUGUAAAUACAGAAUAAAUGAGAUGAUGUAUGUGAAUGUGCUUCAUAUACUAUGUAAAAUGAUCUACAAAUGCAAAUCACCAUGAUUUGGGCCUUAGAUCUUUAGCCAUAAUGAAUACUUAGAUAAUCUUAAGAUGCAUAAGAAUUAUGAAUGAAUAUGAAAGUAUUGACUACAAAUACUAAUAUUGUUUUCUUAUGAAAUUGUUCACUUUUGAGAAAUAUGAUUUGUUGGAAUGUUUUAUUUAUCAAAUAUGUGGAUUUACCUGGUUUGAGAGCAAAAUAAAGUGAAUUAUCUUUUUAAAUGUAAAAUCUCUGUAUGAGGUUAUCUAUAUACACACAUACACAAAUACAGACAUUUGUAGAUGUGGUUCAUGGAUACAUAGCAUGGAUAUGUCAGAUCUUACAUCUACAGAAAGUAGGAAAAAAACUGUUUCUAUCCCACCAUCAUGCUAGCUAGUGAUAGGUAGAGUCAAGGAUCAUCAAAGGUUGCAAUAUCUUCAAGAGAGACUAGAAUUAAAUCUAUUUCUGAUAUGCUACAUUCAAAUAUUUCUAAGGCUGCUUAAAUCUAAGGUCUAGAUUUAAUCUAGAUUUAAUCUUACAUUAAGGGUCCAGAACAAAAGCGGAUUACUUGAUCUCUUUCAAGCUGAGGGGAUGGUUAUGUUUAACUUACACUUACCAGGUUCUCAUCAAAUGCCAGUUACAGAGAAGAACACAAAUAGAUAAAACCAUUUAUCUAAGCAAAACAAUAACCAGAAAUUGGAGAAGUUCUACAAAUUAGAUUAUACCCAAGAAUACACAAGAGUAAAUGAACUCUUCAGCUAGGUAUUAUAUAAAUCUCAGUUCAAACCAGGAGAGAGUGAGAAUGAUCUCACCCAUCAAUCUCAACAAUCUCUAAAAUUGCAAGCUGUAGAGAGAAAAGAAUGUGAUGUGACCAGCUCCUAUAUAUGUCCCUGUCUCCAAGAGUUUAAGUCUGCCAUUCAGAAGUCUUUCUCUUCUAAUUUUCUGAAACUUCUCUUUCCACAUGUAUCUCCUAUGUCUCUGGAAGUCCCUACAGCAAAAUAAAAUACAUUCCUUACAAAGAUAAACAACAUUGUACUAAAUGUUGUCAACCAAUCCAUAGUCAUAUAUGCAGCAUGAAUCAUUGGGCUUUCUCUUUAUAAAAUUCCCUUAGGCUUGGGCAGAAACAGCAUUGCAUAAAACUUUAUGACUCUGACCUGAAAAUAUGAUCUGUAAAACUGAGAUGGUAAAUAUUGGAGGGGGAGAAAAAAUAAAGGGAAAAGUUGAGAUUGAAAGAAAAAAGCAAUAUAACCUAAGGAAUGUUCUUUAUUUUGUUGCAGAGACAUCAAGAGGUAUAAGAGAUAUUUAUAUAUGUACAUAUCUGUAUAUUUUAUAUAGAGAAAUGUUUAUUAACAUUUAGAGCUAACUAUAACUAGAAUGGACUGCCUCGGGAGUUCUAUCAUUGAAAGUUUUUCAGAAAAAAAUGAAUGACCAAAUUUGGGGAAUUUUGUGGUAUUACAUAGUAGAUGGAGCACUGGGAUAAGAGUCAGGAGAACCAAGUUUAAAAUCUCUUUUUGAUUACUUACAAAUUCAGUGGCUAUGGUCAGUUUAAAUUCGGUAGCCCUUGUUUCCAAAUCAAUAAAAUGGGAACAUGUUAUUUGUUAUAUCUAUAUGAUAGAAUUAUAAGGAAAGCCCUUUGUCCAACUUAAAUGAAAUCCCUUCCAAUUCUCUGAUUUAGUGAUUCUGAAUAUUGAAAUUUAUUGGGCUGGCAUAUCAGAAAGAAUGCUGAAAUAUCUGUCAAGAUAACAGUUUUCAGUUUGAGCUCUGUUAUUAAUUAUCUGCAUGAUCUUGGAUGAAUCAUCUAACUCCUCUGAGCUUAAA